CCUUGGCUUGAUUUGGGUGGCUCGAGUACCAGGGCUAGACCAUUACCAGGAGCCUACCACAUUCUACAGCUAUAAUCCUCUGUAAAUCAAAAAUAAAGUUACGUUUUCGAAUUCGAUCCAACAGCGAGGGGAAAGAACGAAAUGGAAGACGAAGCCGAAAUUUACGACGGAAUCAGAGCUCAGUUCCCUCUUGCUUUUGGUAAGCAGCAAAAAUCCCAAACCUCUCUUGAAGCCAUUCACAACGCCACUCGCCGUUCCACCGCCGGAGCCGCUGCCUCCACCGCUAGUACCACCGCUAGUAAUAGUAAUAAUAAAACCAAUGAAGCCCUUCCGUCUCUUUCUUCCUAUUCCAAAGCUUGGCUCGAUUCCCUUCGCAAUUCUAAGUCUCCCAACCCUAACCCUAAUGACUCCGUGAUUGGCCCGCCUCGUCCGCCACCUGGUCCAGUUCCUGAUGAGGAUGACGAAGACGUCAUGGUAGGACCUCCUCCGCCUCCUCCAGGUUCCAGUGAGGAUGACGAUAACGAUGUCAUGAUUGGGCCGCCACGCCCGCCAGUUGGGCCGAGUUCUGACUCGGAGGAGGAUGGGGAGGAGGAGAAUCGUUAUCGAAUUCCAUUAAGCAAUGAGAUUGUUCUCAAAGGGCAUACUAAGAUUGUUUCAGCUCUUGCAAUUGAUCACUCUGGCUCAAGGGUUCUUUCGGGUAGUUUUGACUAUACGGUUCGAAUGUUUGAUUUUCAAGGAAUGAAUUCUCGUUUACAAUCAUUUAGACAGCUUGAACCAUUUGAAGGCCACCAAGUUCGUAAUCUAAGCUGGAGUCCCACAUCAGACCGGUUCUUAUGUGUCACUGGCUCUGCUCAAGCUAAGAUAUAUGAUCGAGAUGGACUUACUUUAGGCGAGUUUGUAAAAGGGGAUAUGUAUAUUCGCGAUCUGAAGAAUACUAAGGGACAUAUAUCGGGGCUGACUUGUGGAGAGUGGCAUCCAAAAACCAAGGAGACAAUUUUGACAUCAUCUGAAGAUGGAUCACUUCGUAUAUGGGAUGUGAAUGACUUCAAAAGUCAAAAGCAGGUUAUCAAACCAAAACUUGCAAGGCCAGGAAGAAUUCCUGUUACAACAUGUGCAUGGGAUCGUGAAGGGAAAUGUAUUGCUGGUGGAAUUGGUGAUGGUUCUAUACAGAUAUGGACCCUCAAGCCUGGAUGGGGAAGCAGACCAGAUAUAUACAUUGAAAAAAGUCAUUCUGAUGAUAUCACUGGGCUUAGGUUUUCUAGUGAUGGGAGAACUUUGUUGUCCAGAAGCUUUGAUGGUUCACUCAAGGUUUGGGAUUUACGCCAAAUUAAAGCCCCUCUCAAGGUGUUUGAUGAUCUCCCAAAUAACUAUGCCCAAACAAAUAUUGCAUUUAGUCCCGAUGAGCAACUCUUUCUAACUGGAACAUCCGUUGAGAAGGAAAGUACCGUUGGAGGUUUGCUGUGUUUUUAUGAUUGUUCAAAACUUGAACUUGUUCAAAGAGUUGGGAUAUCUCCUUCUUGCAGUGUGGUGCAGUGUGCUUGGCACCCAAGAUUAAAUCAGAUAUUUGCUACAUCAGGAGACAAAAGCCAAGGAGGGACUCAUGUACUAUAUGAUCCAACACUUAGUGAGAGAGGAGCUCUUGUUUGUGUUGCACGUGCACCUAGGAAGAAAUCUGUUGAUGAUUUUGAGGCACCGCUUGUGAUUCACAAUCCUCAUGCACUACCAUUAUUUAGAGACCAACCAAGCCGUAAGCGUCAACGGGAGAAGAUACUGAAGGAUCCUGUCAAGUCACAUAAACCUGAACUUCCAAUAACAGGACCAGGACAUGGUGGUAGGGUUGGUUCAACCAAGGGAAGUUUGUUGACCCAGUACCUUCUUAAGCAAGGGGGAAUGAUCAAAGAAACAUGGAUGGAAGAAGAUCCUAGAGAAGCUAUACUUAAGUACGCUGAUGUUGCUGAAAAAGACCCAAAGUUCAUUGCUCCUGCAUAUGCUGAAACCCAGCCAGAACCUGUUUUUGCAAAGUCAGAUUCUGAGGAUGAAGAGAAAUGAUCUGAUUGUGCUGAUAUGUAUGAUCUCUAUGUUACCCAAGUUAAUAUGGCUCCUACGGAACUCAUUGAAUUGAACUGGCUAUCUGGAAGGAUGGAUCCUUGAACUUACUGCCCAUGGUGAAUCAUUGUAAAAGAUUAGGCUACUAUAGCCCUGUUAGCCUUUCAUGGUGAGGAUAGUAUCUUUAAUGAAAUCUACUUUUAGCUUUAAGGGAUAGUGUUAAAUUUUAUUAAUGAUGAUUGGUUUGACCUUCGUGGUCAAAUAGGGUAGGUUAGUUUGCGAAGCUUUGAUGUGUAAGCUGAUAGAAGAACAGAUGAUCCAGUAACAUUUAUAGCUAAAUACAAUGACCAAGAAUAUGAGUUGCUCUA
Molecule: messenger RNA, 2414 nt
Organism: Gossypium raimondii (Peruvian cotton)
Lineage: Eukaryota; Viridiplantae; Streptophyta; Magnoliopsida; Malvales; Malvaceae
Exons: 10
Coding region: 142-2049 (635 amino acids)
Biological process (GO): regulation of DNA double-strand break processing
Cellular component (GO): site of double-strand break; nucleus
Molecular function (GO): protein binding
Source: RefSeq, a predicted model, not a curated record